Molecule: messenger RNA, 4348 nt
Organism: Amblyraja radiata (thorny skate)
Lineage: Eukaryota; Metazoa; Chordata; Chondrichthyes; Rajiformes; Rajidae
Gene: ppp5c
Product: protein phosphatase 5, catalytic subunit
Exons: 13
Coding region: 22-1488 (488 amino acids)
Molecular function (GO): hydrolase activity; protein binding
Source: RefSeq, a predicted model, not a curated record
GGCAGCAGCGGCGGCAGCAAGAUGGCGGAGGCGGCGAGCGGGGAGGCGCCGGUUCUCGGUCACGGGGGCGCAGAGGGGCUCAAGGCCAUGGCCAACCAGCACUUCAAAGACAAGGAUUACGACAAUGCCAUUAAGUAUUACACCCAGGCCAUCGAUUUGAACUCGGAGAAUGCUGUUUAUUACGGGAAUCGUAGCUUGGCAUACUUACGGACUGAAUGUUAUGGCUAUGCCUUGUCAGACGCCACCAAGGCAGUGGAGCUGGAUAAUAAAUACAUUAAAGGGUAUUAUCGACGGGCCACGGCCAACAUGGCACUGGGCAAGUUUAAGGCAGCAUUGAAGGACUAUGAUACGGUGGUCAAAGUAAAACCAAAUGACAAGGAUGCAAAAAUGAAAUACCAAGAAUGCAAUAAAAUCGUCAAGCGGAAAGCGUUUGAGCGUGCAAUAGCAAAUGAUGAGCUGAAGAGAUCGGUGGUAGACUCUUUGGAUAUAGAGAGCAUGACAAUCGAAGGCGACUACACUGGUCCCAAACUGGAAGAUGGCAAAGUCACUUUACAGUUCAUGAAGGACUUAAUGCAGUGGUUUAAAGACCAGAAGAAAUUGCACAGAAAGUGCGCUUAUCAGAUACUGGUCCAGGUAAAGGAGGUGCUGUCAAAACUACCUAGUCUGGUAGAGACCACAGUGGGCGAGAAAGAGUUCAUUACCAUUUGCGGAGAUAUUCAUGGGCAGUACUAUGAUAUGUUGAAUAUAUUUGAACUCAAUGGAUUACCCUCGGAGACUAAUCCUUAUUUAUUUAAUGGUGAUUUUGUAGACCGAGGCUCUUUUUCCGUGGAGGUUAUAUUAGUCCUCUUUGGAUUCAAGCUGCUCUAUCCAAAUCACUUCCACGUUCUGCGAGGUAACCACGAAACGGACAACAUGAACCAAAUGUAUGGUUUCGAGGGCGAGGUGAAGGCCAAAUAUACGUCGCAGAUGUUUGAGCUCUUCAGCGAGGUGUUCCAGUGGCUGCCCCUAACUCAGUGUAUUAACAGUAAAGUUCUGAUUAUGCACGGAGGUCUCUUCAGCGAAGAUGGUAUCACCCUCGAUGACAUCAGGAAGAUUGACCGGAAUCGGCAGCCACCAGACUCGGGUCCAAUGUGCGACUUGCUCUGGUCCGAUCCACAGCCUCAGAAUGGGAGGUCGGUCAGUAAGCGUGGGGUCAGUUGCCAGUUUGGCCCGGACAUCACCAAACAGUUCCUGGAGGAGAACGAACUGGAUUACAUCAUCAGGAGCCACGAGGUGAAGCCAGAGGGCUACGAGGUUACGCACAACGGCAAAUGUAUCACUGUCUUCUCUGCACCAAACUAUUGUGACCAGAUGGGAAACCAAGGAGCAUAUAUCCAUCUCAGGGGCUCCGACCUAAAACCAUUAUUUCAUCAAUUUAAAACUGUGCCUCACCCGAACGUUAAACCGAUGGCGUACGCAAACUCGCUACUGCAGAUGGGGAUGAUGUAACGUCGGCGUGGCUGCCUGGCGUGGGCAGUGAUUCUUCCCGCAGGUGGGGGGUGGCGUCAGGGUUUAAUUUAAUCUUCCUCACUAGAUCUGCCGUCUCCCAUCCAAGUCUCCCACCUCCCCGGCCCUGUCCACGGCCCAAGUCCUUGCCCCAGCCGCGGAGUGAGAAUCACACGCCCAGCGUGCUUACUCCCACAUCCUUGCCCUUCAACAAGUCCGUCUCCGAUCAAAUCCUCAGCACCUGCACCAGUAAGCCUCUGCAGAAUAUAAUUACCAAACUCCCUUAGUUCUUGCUGGUGAUCUUUCACCCCCAUCCCCAGUGACUGAACCUCCCCCACAUUGUAUGUACAUCGGUCACUGAUUGCCAUCUUAAGUUGAGCAACAGUGAAAUACCAAGACCCUACACUGUUUGAACAAUAGCCCAUCCCCCCCCCCCCCCCCUCAAUCUCUGACUCCCACCUUCUCCAAUCCCAUAGAGAUCCCGACCAUUCCAUCAACAAAAUCCAAAAGUGUAUCGUUUUUUAUUUUUUAAAUUGCAAUGCUCGUCAGGUUUAUACCGAGAAAUAAGUGUAAUUGGCGUUAGUCUGCAGGAAUUGGUUCUGGCUCGCGUCUGGGACAGUCCCGGGACAGAGGUGGAACGGAGGGGUUCAAUCCCGUUCCCCUUGGCCAAUCUUUUCCCCCUCAGCCAAUGUUACUAAAACUGAUUUUUUUAAAAUGCUGGUAAACACUCGCCAGGUCAAGCAGCAUCCGUGGAGAACGAAUCCCGGGUAACAUUUAGAGCCGAGCGAUCGGCCCAAGGAAGCUCAACCCAAAACGUCAAUAGGUUCUCUCUACACAGGUGCUGCCUGACCUGCUGAGCCGUUCCAGCACCGUCGGAUUCUAUUUGGGAAUUGUAGCAUCUGCGGUCAUUACGUUUUCAGACUGAAAAUAAAGAAUCCGGUUAUCACGAUGCUGGCUCUGCACAAAGUGGCUGCCGUCUUUCCUAGUUGCUGCGCGCUGGCUGUCGAGUGCUUUGGGAAUGGUCCAAGGAUGCCCCCCCCCCCUCCCACAUGCUCUCUCUUCAACACUGUGAAACCCACUUGCUAGAUCUUUAAUAGACACAAAAUGCUGGAGCAUCUGAGAGAAGGAAUGGUGACGUUUCGGGUCGAGACCCUUCCUCGGACUCAAACAGUCUCGACCAGAAACGUCACCCGUUCCUUCUCUCCGGACGGAGAUGCUGCCUGUCCCGCUGAGUUACUCCAGCAUUUUGUGUGUCUCUUUGAUUUAAACCAACAUCUAUAGUGUGUUCCUACACAGGCUAGAUCUGUUCCAUUCUCAUGCCAACCGGUGUAGGGUUCCUUACAUAAAAUGCAAAUAAUUAUUUCAUGGAGACCAGACGUGCACAGUGACUUCUCAUCAUUUUCAAUAGAACGAGUUCUCAUCUUUUGUAAUACCUCGGAGUCUGUGGCUAACUCAGAGUCUAGUCCCGUCGGAAACAAACAGGCCAGUAAAUCUUAUUCUCAUCAUUAAUCAAUCCCUAGAAAGUCCCGCUCUCUAAAUGGGGCGUUGAUUUGCCUGCUGUAUCAACAGACCAUGUCCUACAGAGCUGCCUAGAGAGCAGGCUGUUCUAUCUGGAGCCCUGUCUAAUAUUCAUCACCUCUCCAACUACUUUAACCCUUUGUGCUGCUUUGAGAGCCUGCUCUUUAUAAGGUGUGUAAUGCAGCCCAUAGAUUCGUCACCCAAUGCAGUGAAAGUCACUAUAUAAAUGAAUUUUGUACCCGUCAAGGGUCCCUACGUCUCGGCUAUUUUGCCCACAGUUAUCUGGAGGUUUUGUAACUCUUUAGUCUGCCCGUAGUGAGUGGACUAUAGUGACCACAGGUGGAGAACAUGGGUCACCGCAACUGUGGGGGCAGUUCCCAUCGACCCGUCACAUGUGGACUAACCCGUGAAGCCAUGUGCACCCAGUGUUGGGACGAGGUGCCCACCUGGAGCGUGUGACACGUGUGGGGUCAGAGGGAACAUGCGUGUGACAUGCUUCACCGUCCCAAUCCGAGCAGCGACAACCUCCUUUUGACAGUUUUUGUCUUCAAAGUUAUAUCUUAUUGAGUUAGAGGCAGCGGACUCCCAUCCUACUGGGAGCAGCGCAAUGUCUCGAGUCUAGACCUGGCCUGUCUGCUGGGAAAAGUCCAGACCUUGCAUAGACUAGGAAUCGACAAGAGGGUGUGCAACUGAACGGAACCGCCUUCAAUUGACAUCCGAUCUUCCCAGCUUCUUCCUUCCUCCCUCCCGACCCCCCUGCAAUCCCCCAAACCCGCUGCCAACGUUCCUCCUAGUCUCCCGGCCCAUCCCCACAGGCAUGGCCCAUGUCCCACCGGCCUCGUGGCAAGAGGAGACUAUGACAAUCAUUCAGAGCCCCGCCAGGUUGUAGCGGGAGGAGAAUUGGCCCGGGUUGAUUGAUUGGUUUCACUCCCGGAGUGUUUGGACCCAGAGCCUGCCAGUGCUUGACAAAGACUGCUGAUGCCUCUCUGGCACCUAGUGAUGUUAUAAUGUGCUGAGUGCUUCCUUUGCUGUCAGUUCCAUUACAGGUAAGAGCACCUUUGGACAUUGCAAGCCGUGUAGAUUGAAACCUUGGAAAUGAAAGGGGGAGACGGGGGUGGGUCGGGAGGGAGACUUUGGAGACCUGGUGCUCAGUUUAGGAACAAGAGUUUUAUAAUUGUAUGUGUUAGCCACCCAUAAUGUCAUUGUCAAAUAAAACUUUAUUCAAAUGUUAGAAUUCUGAAUUAUAUUUAAUGACAGUGGCCAUUGUGUUUGGAGACUUGCAACGUCCUAAAAGAUUCUGUUUGCUAAAUGACAGCAAUGCGUUGAAUAAAAAGAUUGCAAGGAG